GUACUUAGAGGUUUUAGGCAGAACCAGAGAGGAGGUUCAGUAGUACUACUGCAGCAAUCUCGAAGCUAGUUCAAACUAGUGGGAGGUUGUGUGCAGAGAAGCCGACGGUAAAUCAACCAGUACAGAAAAGAAGAAGAAGAAGUGAUCAUGGCACGAGGAAGAGUUCAGCUGAAGAGGAUUGAGAACCCGGUUCACAGGCAGGUGACCUUUUGCAAGCGCCGAGCUGGGCUCCUUAAGAAGGCUAAGGAGCUGUCUGUGCUGUGCGAUGCUGAAAUUGGUGUUCUCAUUUUCUCCGCCCAUGGAAAGCUCUAUGAACUAGCCACCAAAGGAACUAUGCAAGGGCUUGUCGAAAGGUACGUGAACUCAACCGUGGAGACUCAUCAGGCAGCAGCUGACCACGUAGCCAAAGAAAAGCAAGUUCUGGAAUCGAAAGAGGAGGUCAACAAUAUGAAGCAUGAAAUUGAAUUUCUUCAGAAGGGUCUCAGUUAUAUGUAUGGAGGGGGGAUUGGAACAAUGGCACUAGAUGAGUUGCACAUGCUUGAGAAGCAUCUCGAGAUUUGGAUCUAUCAUAUCCGCUCAGCAAAGAUGGAUAUCAUGUAUCAAGAGAUCCAAUUGUUGAAGAACAAGGAGGGGUUACUGAAAGCCGCUAACAACUAUCUCCAAGAAAAGAUAGAAGAGCACUGCGGGAUCACUAACUUUGCACCAGUGAUCAGUACUAAUCCACAACCACUAACAAUAUAUGAUGAAAUAUAUCAGUUUUAGAUAUAUUGAAUUUACAUGUUUAUGUAAGUUGAUUAUGCAUUUAGGAGGUUUGUGAAAGUGCAUAAUCAGUUGAUAUGUUUGUGGUAAUUAAUUAAGUAAGUAAGUAACCUAGCUUGUGAAAUGGGCUUGCAAUAAUUCUGAAGACAUGACCGGCCAGUACCAUGCGCUGAAUAAUUUGCUGGAUGUAUGGCGCCUGCUUUAUUAUCUUAUAUGCGCUGAAUAAUUUGCUGAAUGGUUUGUGAAGAAGUACUCUCCAUAUUUAAAUC
Molecule: messenger RNA, 1028 nt
Organism: Rhododendron vialii
Lineage: Eukaryota; Viridiplantae; Streptophyta; Magnoliopsida; Ericales; Ericaceae
Product: agamous-like MADS-box protein AGL12
Exons: 7
Coding region: 148-762 (204 amino acids)
Biological process (GO): positive regulation of transcription by RNA polymerase II
Cellular component (GO): nucleus
Molecular function (GO): DNA-binding transcription factor activity, RNA polymerase II-specific; RNA polymerase II cis-regulatory region sequence-specific DNA binding; protein dimerization activity
Source: RefSeq, a predicted model, not a curated record